Messenger RNA from Lactuca virosa, 876 nucleotides. NCBI's taxonomy places the organism in Eukaryota, Viridiplantae, Streptophyta, Magnoliopsida, Asterales, Asteraceae. The record is from the annotation of a GenBank genome assembly.
AUGGCAUAUGCACAUGUCCAGAUGUUCAUGGAAAAGCUGAAGCAACUGAUAUACUCCAAUGAUAUUCCAAUGAUCAACAACCCAUCAAUUUUAUGUGAAAGGCCUCAAUUCCAACUGCUUUAUGAAGAGCUUGACUCCAUGAUCCAAACCCUUUUCAACCAUGAAGACCAAGAUCUACACAACUUUGAAGAAGUGAGAAAACUGAAGAAAAGAUUAAAAGCUGCAGCUGAAGAGGCAGAAGAUAUAGUUGAUAUCUUUAUAUCAUCUGUGCACGUUAGAAAUAACGGGUAUUUCACUAUCUCUGAUGUCUUUCAAACAUCUCUGAACCUUGAGGAUGUUAUGAGAUCAAUUAAGUCUAUCAAAGUGGAAUUCAUGACCACAAGAAUCGAUAAUAUGAAGAUUGAUUUGUCUCAAAGAACUGAGUCAGCUGCUGGAACUUCCAAUACUACAAAUUCACUAGGAUCGAAGAAAGUAUUAGAAGAAAUGGUGGUGGGGCUAUGUGGUGAUGUUGUGCAAAUGCAAUCUGCUGGAACUUCCCGCAUUAGAAAUUCACUCGGAUCGAAGAAAGGAGUGGAAGAAAUCGUUAUGGGGUUUGAUCGUGAUGCUGAGAUAAUACGGGACAAACUUGUUGAAGAUGGAAAGAAGUUGGAUGUGGUCUCUAUUGUUGGUAUGGGUGGAAUAGGUAAGACUACCCUUGCUAAAAAAGUCUUCACUGAUCCUUUUGUUGUUUAUCAUUUUUAUGUCCGUGCAUGGGUCACUGUUUCCCAAACAUAUGACAAACGGGAUCUAUUGAUUCAAGUUUUGUCAUCCAUAGAUAAACAAUUAGAGCUUGAAGAAGCAACUGUUAGGAUCGAGACACUUAACACACCACUCUAA